UUAUUAUCUUUUUACCUGACUUAGUCUUCUGGAGAGAGUCUGGGCCGGGCCCAUUGUCCUUUCAGGACCCCUCAUUUGGGAGUGUUGGGACCCGCCGCCAGCCGGCCAGGUACGGAAGCCCCGUGGACACGCCCACGCCAGGGGCCGGCUCUCCUCCCUCCUCCCCGCAGCUCACAGGUUCCCACCCCGCGGCGCGGCGGGCCGGCUCCUCCCGGCCUCCGCCCCGCCAGUCGCGGGCGCGGGGGACGUCAGUGCUGCCAGCGUGGAGACCGCGGUGGGGCGCGGGAGGCGGAAGUCGUGCUCGGGACCGCCGGGCCUCCAUCGGGCUCCGCCGCCGCCGCCUCAGCCAUGGACGCGUCCCUGGAGAAGAUAGCAGACCCUACAUUGGCUGAAAUGGGAAAAAACUUGAAGGAGGCAAUGAAGAUGCUAGAGGAUACUCAAAGAAGGACAGAGGAAGAAAAUGGAAAGAAGCUCGUGUCAGGGGAUAUUCCAGGGCCACUCCAAGGCAGUGGGCAAGAUAUGGUAAGCAUUCUCCAGUUGGUUCAGAAUCUGAUGCAUGGAGAUGAAGAUGAGGAACCCCAGAGCACUCGAAUCCAGAACAUUGGAGAACAAGGUCAUAUAGCUUUGUUAGGUCACAGUCUGGGAGCUUAUAUUUCCACUCUGGACAAAGAGAAGCUGCGAAAACUUACAACCAGGAUACUUUCAGACACUACAUUGUGGCUAUGCAGAAUUUUCCGAUAUGAAAAUGGCUGUGCUUAUUUCCAUGAUGAAGAAAGAGAAGGACUUGCAAAGAUCUGUAGGCUUGCCAUUCAUUCUCGUUAUGAAGACUUUGUAGUGAAUGGAUUCAAUGUGUUAUAUAACAAGAAACCUGUCAUAUAUCUUAGUGCUGCUGCUAGACCUGGCCUGGGCCAAUACCUUUGUAAUCAGCUCGGCUUGCCCUUCCCAUGCUUGUGCCGUGUACCCUGUAACACUAUGUUUGGAUCCCAGCAUCAAAUGGAUAUUGCCUUCCUGGAGAAACUGAUUAAAGGAGAUAUAGAGGAAGGAAAACUGCCCCUGUUGCUUGUUGCAAAUGCUGGAACUGCAGCAGUAGGGCACACUGAUAAAAUUGGACGUUUGAAAGAACUCUGUGAGAAAUAUGACAUAUGGCUCCAUGUGGAGGGUGUGAAUCUGGCAACAUUGGCUCUAGGUUAUGUCUCCUCGUCAGUACUGGCUGCAACCAAAUGUGAUAGCAUGACAUUGACUCCUGGUCCCUGGCUGGGCUUGCCAGCUGUUCCUGCAGUUACACUUUAUAAACAUGAUGACCCUGCACUGACUUUAAUUGCAGGUCUUACAUCAAAUAAGCCAGCAGACAAACUCCGUGCCCUUCCACUGUGGUUGGCUUUACAGUACUUGGGACUUGAUGGAAUUGUGGAGAGGAUAAAGCAUGCCUGUCUACUGAGUCAACGGUUACAAGAAAGCUUGAAGAAAGUGAACCACAUUAAAAUCUUGGUGGAAGAUGAGCUCAGUUCUCCAGUAGUGGUGUUCAGAUUUUUUCAGGAAUUACCAGGCUCAGCAUCAGAUCCAUCACUUAAAGCUGUGCCCAGUAUGGCUCCUCCAGCAGUGAGCCAGGAGAGAAACUCGUGUGAUGCACUGAAUCGCUGGCUGGGAGAACAGCUAAAACAGCUGGUACCUGCAGGUGGUCUCACUGUCAUGGACCUAGAGGUGGAGGGCAUGUGUGUGCGGUUCAGCCCUUUGAUGACAGCAGCAGUUUUAGGAACUCGGGGAGAGGAUGUGGAUAAGCUGGUAGCCUGUAUAGAGAGCAAGCUACCAGUGCUGACCUGUACGCUGCAGCUGCGAGAGGAGUUCAAGCAGGAAGUGACAGCCACAGCAGGUCUCCUCUAUGUUGAUGACCCUAACUGGCCUGGAAUUGGGGUUGUCAGAUAUGAACAUGCUACUGAUAAUAAGAACAGCUUGAAAUUAGAUCCAGAAGGGGAAAAAAUCCAUGCUGGACUCCUGAAAAAGUUAAAUGAACUGGAAUCUGACCUUACAUUUAAAAUGGGCCCUGAGUAUAAAAGUAUGAAAAGCUGCAUUUACAUCGGCAUGGCAAGUGACGAAGUAGAUAUUUCAGAACUAGUGGAGACUAUUGCAGUCACGGCCCGAGAAAUUGAGGAAAACUCAAGGCUUCUGGAAAACAUGACUGAAGUCGUUCGGAAAGGAAUUCAGGAAGCUCAGGUUCAGCUGCAAAAAGCAAAUGAGGAGCGACUUCUGGAAGAGGGGGUGUUACGCCAGAUCCCUGUAGUAGGAUCCGUGCUGAAUUGGUUUUCUCCAGUACAGGCUUCACAGAAGGGAAGAACUUUUAACUUAACAGCAGGCUCUCUGGAGUCCACAGAACACACUUAUGUCUACAAAGUUCAAGGGUCAGGAGUGACACCGCCACCAACCCCCUCAGGCGCUCGCACUAAACUGAGGCUACCAGGCCAGAAACCCUUUAAAAAAUCCUUGAGAGGGUCAGAUGCUAUGAGUGAGACCAGCUCAGUCAGCCACACUGAAGACCUGGAGAAGGAACACCCUGGUGGGCCAGAGCAAGAUGCCUUGGAGGUUAAUGACCCCAAAGCCUCUCAGGAAGUCAAGCAGAUCGGAGCCCUUCAGAAUGGGGCCCAACACCAAGAAGUUGAAAACCCACAGGUAGAAGAACUGGAGAGCUUAAGAUAGAAGUCAGUGUUUGCUUUCAGACUGUUUCAGGGAAGAUGGCAGUUAUAUUGAAAAUGUAAACUGUGCCACAUGAUAACAGAAAUUACCAUUAUUUGUGCUUUACUGGAACAUUUGCACAAAUGUGUGCCUGAAAGCCAGGCCUUAUAGGGGGAACCGAAUUGUCUAAUGCUAUGCUAUGGGUAUGUAGACCAACAACUUUUUGUUUCUGUCUGCCCAAUUGUAGUAAUACCAUUUUCUCCACAAGUUACCAUAAACACUUUUUUUUUUCCACAAAGAACACUUGAAAUCUCAAGUGCUGCCAUUUGAAAUACUUGCUCUUAUCUUUGUAAAUGCCAGUGUAAGAAGUUAGUAGUUUGCACAAGAAAACAAGACAACUUUCAGAACUCUCCGGGUCCCUGUGGUACUGCUGCAGAGGAAAGAUAGCUUCCUGUCUGUAUUUCAGUCAGUAUAUAAUCAGGUUGCAAUAUACAAUUGAGUGUGUUGAACUUGAAGGAGAAUGGGCUUCAGUGGGAUUACAAAUCACUGUCAGAAACCCUCUCUGCCAUCCCCUACUGUUGCUUUCCCUGGAGAUUUAAGUAAGGACUGUGUCCACUGGAGCUGUGGUAGGUUUAUUAAGCAAGUUAGAGUGGGCAGUGCUUCUCUCUGUGACUUUCCUCUGCCACAAAUUCAUUUUCCCCUUUAUAUAAUAUUUGUAAACAAAUUAAAGAACUCAUCUAUUAAGAGUGACUGUAGACUCUUCUUGACCAUGUAUGUAGAUAUGUGUGUGUGUAUUUUAAAUACUGGUAAAUGCUUUUAAAUUGGCACACUGUGCAUAUUUCUACAUUUAAUAUACAAUAGAUGCUACCUUUAAGAGCCGAAUAUUAAAUAUACUGUGUAGCACCUACCUGAAUUUAAUUCUAAAAUAACUGUAUACUUUUGACUUGUUCUACAUGAAAGCUUCUAUAGCUUCAAUUCUGUUCACAACUCUCACGCUCGGCCAACUCAAAAAUAAGAACCAGAAAGUAAUCUUUCUCAGGCUUAUCAAACCAGAUUACUGCUGAAGUGGACCCUUACUUACUGCCCACUUCUACUUUUCAAAAAGUCCUGCAUAGUUUUGUUCAUUAGUAAUGACCCCAUGUCUUGAGUCUAGCUAUGGGAGACCAGGAGAUAGUAGAGGGGUACAACUGGAUCUGUGGGCUGCAGGAAUGGAAGCCUUAGUUAUACCACAUUAAGCCUAUAUAAUUACACUCUGAUUUGUUGUGAUUGCUGAUGUUUGGCACUUGUCAAAAUGCAGUUUUCCUUUGAUGGGGGUGGGUACAGAUGAUUAAAAAAAGACUUCCCUGUUUAAUUGGUGCAAUGACGUAUAGCAAAUAAAAUGGGGGAGGGAAAUUAUCGCCUUUAACAGAUUAAUUUUUAAAUGUUUUUAUAUAUAUAUAUUUGGAAUUGUUAAAUUGGUUUUGCUGAAAUGGAAUUUCACCCUUGAGAUACUAUCUGAAUGUUGGUUUCAAUAAAGGUUCUUAAAGUUGUUA
Erinaceus europaeus (western European hedgehog) is the source of this 4199-nucleotide messenger RNA. RefSeq names its product pyridoxal dependent decarboxylase domain containing 1 (gene PDXDC1). Gene Ontology annotation, molecular function: carbon-carbon lyase activity; pyridoxal phosphate binding. Bases 349 to 2691 code for a protein of 780 amino acids. Gene Ontology annotation, cellular component: intracellular membrane-bounded organelle. NCBI's taxonomy places the organism in Eukaryota, Metazoa, Chordata, Mammalia, Eulipotyphla, Erinaceidae. Gene Ontology annotation, biological process: carboxylic acid metabolic process. The record is from RefSeq and is a predicted model, not a curated record. The transcript has 23 exons.